Molecule: messenger RNA, 729 nt
Organism: Pistacia vera
Lineage: Eukaryota; Viridiplantae; Streptophyta; Magnoliopsida; Sapindales; Anacardiaceae
Exons: 3
Coding region: 1-729 (242 amino acids)
Molecular function (GO): protein binding
Source: RefSeq, a predicted model, not a curated record
AUGUUGACAAAAGUGCCACAUACUAUUCUUGGAGAAAACAAUUACACAAGCUGGGCAGCAUGCAUGAAAAACUACUUGACAGGGAAAGGUUUAUGGCAGAUUGUUGAUGGCAGUGAACCUAAAACAAACCAAACUGAUGAUCAGUAUACUCUCAAGACAUGGGAAAAACAUAAUGCAAAGGCUUUACAUGCCAUUCAAAUUUCUUGUAGUUCCAUAAUGUUCUCCUACAUCAGCAUGGAGAAAACUGCAAAAGCCGCGUGGGAUCGUUUGGCGUUGGCCUCUAUUCAUCGUUGGAACGAUCACAUAGUAGCCUUCCAAGCUGAACUCACACUGGACAAACAAGGUAUUUCUGCAAACGCGGGGACUUUCGAAGAUACCAACAUUCCCUAUAUGGUUUUAUACCAUGCUGCUGUCAAUGGUGAGCAGAGAAGUAUCGAAAAGUUUUUUGGAAGGUACCCAGAGACAGUGAGUGCUAGAAUAGCAACAGACGGAGGGACGGCUCUCCAUACUGCUGCUUUGCACAGGCACGACAAUCUUGUCGAACUGCUUGUACCAUUGAUGCCACAAGAGGACUUGGAACUACGAACAACUAGCGGCGCAACAGCCCUUCACAUUGCUGCAACGGGCAAGUCGGUUGAGAUGGCGGAGGCAAUGUUUGCAUUGCUGCUCUUUAUGGUGAUAAACGAAUGUUGCGGUAUUUGUAUUCGGAGACUUCCGCGGAGGAACUAA